AUGGUAUUUCCCAAUUUAUUUCUCUUAAUAAUUUUCACUUAUUUUCUCUCUCUUCAAAACGCACCGUUUUGGGCAGCGGCUGACAACUUAUCUCUACCGGAAUCCCUCGCCGAGAAGCUCAGAGAUGACCCACAAACCAUAAGCUUAGCGUCCACAGAUUACGGCCGGAUAAUUCAAGAGAACCCCAUCGCCGUAUUCUUCCCGGUGACCGGAAACGACAUCGCCUUCUUCAUCCGGGUCAUGUAUGCGGGGCCCAUACGGUUGGAUAUCGCUGCCCGGGGUCAAGGCCAUUCCGUACGCGGGCAGGCCUUGGCCAGGAACGGAGUGGUCAUGAACAUGACGUCACUGGCUAAUUCCCGGCAAGGGGGCGGGAGAAUUGUGGUGAAAACGACGUCGUCGUUGGGUCCGUACGCUGACGUGGGUGGCGAGCAGUUAUGGAUCGAUGUGUUGCAUGAGACGAUGCGGAAGGGGUUUAGCCCGGUGUCGUGGACGGAUUAUUUGCAUAUGACCGUCGGCGGGACGCUGUCCAACGCCGGAAUUAGCGGCCAGACGUUCCGGUUCGGCCCUCAGAUCAGCAAUGUUUAUGAACUUGACGUCGUAACUGGAAAAGGUGAAUCCUUGACGUGUUCCCCUACGACCAACCCUGAGCUCUUCUACGCCGUGCUCGGCGGUUUGGGUCAGUUCGGUGUGAUUACCAGAGCUAAAAUUGCCCUAGCUCCGACGCCCACAAGGGUUAAAUGGGUGAGGAUGCUUUACACCAACUUCUCUGCCUUUACAAGUGAUCAAGAGCUUUUGAUCUCCAACAACGGAAAUGAGAAAUCCAACGGCCUUAAUUUCGUUGAAGGUUUGCUUUUGCUACAACUUCACACACCUGAUAAUUCCUCCUUCUAUCCUCUCGCCGACCAGCCCAAGAUUGCCUCCCUUGUCUCCCAAUACGGCAUCGUUUACGUCCUUGAAGUAGUCAAAUAUUACGACCAACACUCUGCUUCUUCCGUUGACCAGGAACUCAAUGAGUUACUGGGAGAGUUGAAGUUCGAGGAAGGGUUGAAAUUUGUUAGAGAUGCUUCAUACGAACAGUUUUUGGAUCGAGUUCACACCGACGAAGUAGCUCUAAGAUCUUUAGGGUUGUGGGAUGUUCCCCAUCCAUGGUUGAAUCUUUUCAUUCCGAAGUCGAGAAUUGCUGAUUUUGAUUCGGGUGUUUUUAGAGGCAUUAUUCAAAAGCGUAAUAUCACCUCCGGCGUCUUCCUCAUCUACCCUAUGUUAAAAAAUAAGUGGGAUGAGCGGACCUCUGCCGUGAUACCCGACGAAGACGUGUUCUACACAGCGGGGAUUCUAUUUUUGAGUGGGUUCAAGGAUUGGGAAACGUUUGAUGGUCAUAACAAAGACAUUUUAAGGUUUUGUGCUGAAGCUGGGAUUAAAGUGAAGCAAUAUCUUCCACAUUAUGAAACCCAACAAGAUUGGAUGAACCAUUUUGGCCGAAAAUGGCCAAGUUUCUUGCGCAGGAAGGCCAUGUUCGACCCCAAGAAGUUGCUCUCUCCUGGCCAGAAAAUUUUCAGCACUUCAAAAACACCAUAAAUUUUACGUUUAAUUUCCAUACUAAUAAUUAAAAUAUGAUGUACAGUUUAUAAACUUAUA
Messenger RNA from Cucurbita pepo subsp. pepo (vegetable marrow), 1635 nucleotides. RefSeq names its product cytokinin dehydrogenase 2-like. Gene Ontology annotation, biological process: cytokinin metabolic process. Gene Ontology annotation, molecular function: cytokinin dehydrogenase activity; FAD binding. Lineage: Eukaryota; Viridiplantae; Streptophyta; Magnoliopsida; Cucurbitales; Cucurbitaceae. The record is from RefSeq and is a predicted model, not a curated record.